AUGGCCAGGUCUCACCAAAAGCACUUCUCUGCAACUAAAUUUGUCCUCAUUUUCUGCCUCUCAUGUCUUCUUGGUGUCGCUCUCAUUGCAAACCUCUUCAGGGCUUCACUUUCUUCUCGGUAUUUAUCAUUUGCAUCAAAUUGGGUCUUUGAUAACAACUCACCCGUUGUUCUUAUUCCAAAUGUCACCACCACUACCACACUUCCCAAGGAAGGAGAUGCUAACAAUGCAAAGAAUAGGGUUCAUAAGAGAUUCCUUUCAGCUACUUUUGCGGAUUUACCUGCUCCUGAUUGGCAUUGGGAGCAGAUGCCAUCUGCUCCUGUUCCUCGGCUGGAUGGGUAUGCUAUACAGAUUAACAACAUGUUUUAUGUGUUUGCAGGAUAUGGCUCUCUUGAUUAUGUGCACUCUCAUGUUGAUAUCUUCAAUUUCAGCAUUAACAAAUGGGUAGAGAGGAUUGAUACGCCUAAAGAAAUGGCGCAUUCACAUUUAGGUGUGGCAACUGAUGGGAGGUACAUAUAUAUUGUUUCAGGACAAUAUGGUCCACAAUGCAGAGGGCCUACUUCCCGUGUAUUUGUGUUAGACACUGAAACUAAGAAAUGGAAAAGCCUGCCGUCAUUGCCAUCCCCCAGGUAUGCUCCUGCAACUCAAUUAUGGAGGGGAAGACUCCAUGUCAUGGGCGGUAGCAAGGAGAAUCGCCAUACGCCUGGAUUAGAUCAUUGGAGUCUGGCUGUAAAGGAUGGUAAAGCUUUGGAGAAACAAUGGCGGACUGAAAUUCCCAUUCCACGUGGUGGACCACAUAGGGCCUGCAUUGUAGUCAAUGACCGACUUUUUGUUAUCGGUGGACAAGAGGGUGAUUUUAUGGCCAAACCAGGUUCGCCUAUAUUCAAGUGUUCACGCAGGAAUGAGGUGGUCUAUGAAGAUGUUUAUAUGCUGGAUAAAGAAAUGAAAUGGAAAGUUUUGCCUCCUAUGCCAAAACCAAACUCCCAUAUAGAGUGUGCAUGGGUUAUUGUCAACAAUUCAAUUAUUAUCACUGGAGGUACAACCGAAAAGCACCCAGUGACAAAAAGGAUGAUGCUGGUUGGGGAGGUCUUCCGAUUUAAUUUAGACUCUAUGACUUGGUCAGUGAUUGGAAAGCUUCCUUACCGUGUGAAAACAACAUUAGCUGGUUUUUGGGAUGGAUGGUUAUACUUUACAUCAGGACAACGGGACAGAGGACCAGAUAACCCACAACCAAGAAAGGUCAUUGGGGAUAUGUGGAGAACCAAAUUAAGUUUGUUAUAG
Molecule: messenger RNA, 1281 nt
Organism: Gastrolobium bilobum
Lineage: Eukaryota; Viridiplantae; Streptophyta; Magnoliopsida; Fabales; Fabaceae
Product: kelch repeat-containing protein At3g27220-like
Exons: 7
Coding region: 1-1281 (426 amino acids)
Molecular function (GO): protein binding
Source: RefSeq, a predicted model, not a curated record